Messenger RNA from Trichoderma reesei QM6a, 918 nucleotides. RefSeq lists its product as uncharacterized. The coding region runs from base 1 to 918 and encodes 305 amino acids. Gene Ontology annotation, cellular component: plasma membrane; fungal-type vacuole. NCBI's taxonomy places the organism in Eukaryota, Fungi, Ascomycota, Sordariomycetes, Hypocreales, Hypocreaceae. The record is from RefSeq and is a predicted model, not a curated record. The transcript has 3 exons.
AUGUCAACACCGCCUAAGGGGUUGCCAGGGACACCCGGCGGCUACGUCGUCUUUGGUCCGCAGGCAAACUGCACGCUCGACGUCUGUCCCAUCGAAUGGAGCGUCUACAAAUACCGCCCUUCAAUUGCCGCCAACUCCGUCUUCAUCGCCCUUUUUGCCAUUGCCAUCUCCGUCCACAUCAUCCUCGGCAUCCGAUGGCGCCAGUGGAAUUUCAUGGGCCUCAUGAUCUUUGGCUGCCUAGUUGAGAUUGGAGGAUAUGCGGGACGGCUGGUUCUCUACAACAACCCUUUCUCGUUUGGCGGCUUCAUGGACCAGAUUGUCCUUAUUACCAUCGGUCCCGUGUUCUAUACGGCCGGGAUAUACAUUACUUUAUCCAAAACCAUCAACUUCUUAGCUCCCGACAUCUCACGCAUCAAGCCCGAGCUCUUCUAUUGGAUCUUCAUCCCUCUCGACAUUGUCUGCCUCAUUCUCCAGGCCGCCGGAGGUGCUCUGUCUACAAUUAGCUCUGGUUCUAGCCAAAACGGAGUGGACAUUGCCAUGGCAGGUCUGGCGCUCCAAGUCGCCGGUCUCUUCUUCUUCAGCCUCCUGUUUGUCGACUACGUGACUCGCUAUGUGCGAAAGAAGAAGUCGGCGCCUUUGGGACAGAGGAUGCGCAUCUUCUUCGGAUUCCUUGGCGCCGCUAUCCUCUUGAUCUUUACGCGUUGCAUCUACCGAUGUUACGAGCUGAGCAAGGGCUAUGUUCAUUCUGAUCUAAUCACGGAUCAGGGCCUCUUCAUCGGCCUUGAAGGAGUGUUGAUCGUCGUCGCUGCUUUCUGCCUUUGUGUUGGCCACCCUGGCUUCAUUUUCGGUCGAGGCGAAACCAAGGAUAGUUCUAUCCCUACAGAUGAUGAGACUGCCAAUUUUGAGUCCAAACCUUGA